Neltuma alba is the source of this 3843-nucleotide messenger RNA. Its product is annotated as TMV resistance protein N-like. Bases 1 to 3843 code for a protein of 1280 amino acids. The record is from RefSeq and is a predicted model, not a curated record. The transcript is spliced from 6 exons. Gene Ontology annotation, biological process: defense response; signal transduction. Gene Ontology annotation, molecular function: RNA-DNA hybrid ribonuclease activity; ADP binding; nucleic acid binding. Lineage: Eukaryota; Viridiplantae; Streptophyta; Magnoliopsida; Fabales; Fabaceae.
AUGGCGCGUGAUGCUGAUGGAGUUGGCUGUUCUUCAAGCUCUUUUGAUUCAACUAAGAGAUGGAAGUAUCAUGUGUUUUUGAGCUUUCGAGGGGAAGAUACUCGGAAAAAUUUUACUGAUCAUUUGUAUGCUGCAUUAAAACGCAAAGGAUUUAGAACUUUUCGGGAUGAGGAAGAACUGGAAAGGGGAGAAUCUAUUAAUCCAAGUUUAAUACAAGCAAUUGAAGAAUCUCGUUCUGCAAUUAUUGUGCUCUCCCCAAAUUAUGCUUCUUCAACUUGGUGUUUGGAUGAGCUUCAAAAGAUCCUCCUGUUGAAGGAAGAGAGAAGUCUUCAAGUAUUUCCGAUAUUUUAUGGUGUAGAUCCUUCUGAUGUUCGGAAACAAAAGGGAAGUUUUGCAGAAGCAUUCAUGAAGCAUGAAGAAAGAUUUGCUGAGGACAAACUAAAGGUGCAAAAGUGGAGAGAUGCUUUUGAAAAAGUUGCUACUUUAUCUGGUUGGGACUCAAAAAAUCGGUAUGAAAGCGAAUUCAUUGAAAGCAUUGCUGAAGAAAUGGGGUCAAAGUUACUUGAUAAAUCCGCAUAUGGUCAUGGCAAGUUAAUUGGAAUUGAACCAAAAUUAGAAAAAUUGAAGUCAAUUGUAGCAAGGGAAUCAGGAGGAGUUGGGUUUAUAGGAAUAUGGGGCACAGGAGGUGUAGGCAAAACAACUCUUGCUAGAGCCUUUUAUGAGCGGGAGCGAGAGCGCAAAAACUUUGAGAUCCACUGCUUCCUUAAUAAUAUUAGAGAGGCAUGGGAAAAAGAAGGUUUGAUUUCAUUGCCAAGAAAACUUAUUUCUUCUCUGGAUAAAAAGAGUAUGGAAGUGGCUGAUUUUUAUGAAGGAAUGGAGUUAAUAAAAAGCAAGUUGACUGACAGAAAAAUCCUACUUGUCCUUGAUGAUGUGAGUGAUAUUAGGCAACUUGAAAAUUUGGCUCCCAAGCAAGGAUGGUUCAGCGAAGGGAGCAUAAUAAUAAUAACAACUAGGGAUAAGCAAUUGUUAUCAUCACACGGUGUAUCUGCUGUGUAUGAAUUCAAAUUAUUGAGUGAUAAAGAGUCCCUUGAACUUUUCCUUCAAAAAGCUUUUAAAGAAGAGCAUCCUAAUGAAGAUUAUUUGAAACUUGCUAGAACCGUCAUUAAGUAUGCUGGAGGCCUUCCUUUAGUGCUCACAGUGUUAGGUUCAUCUCUUUGCAAAAGACCUGUAGUGGAAUGGAAGGAUGAACUAGCUAAGCUCAAGAAAAUUCCUCCAAAGGAUAUUUUGAAGAUACUUCAAGUGAGUUUUGAUGGACUGGAUGAUCAGCAGAAAACUAUAUUCUUGGAUAUUGCUUGCUUUUUCAAUGGGAUGGACAAAGAUCAUGUCAUACAAAUUUUAGAAACUUUGGAUAAGGAUCUUCACCCAAAAACUGGGAUAAAUGUUCUCAUUAAGAAAUCACUAAUAAUUACUUAUGAAGGGCAUUUGUGGGUGCAUGAAAUUCUCCAAGACAUGUGUAAAUAUAUUGUCUAUCAAGAAUCACCUUAUGAUGCAGGCAAGCGUUCCAGGAUAUUGUCUUUGGAGGAUGCCAAUCAUUCUCUCCCAAGCUUGAAGUCCCUUGAUUUAUCUCAUUCAGAAUACCUCAUCGAAACCCCAAAUUUUGAUAGAAUUCCUCAUCUUGAAAAACUGAUUCUUGAAGGGUGUUCUAACUUAGUUGAAGUUCACCAGUCUCUUGGGCAACAUAAGAGGCUUGUCACUGUUGACUUGAAAGAUUGCGAAAAAGUUAAAACCCUUCCAGAAAAGUUUGAGAUCAAUGGCUUGGAGACUUUUAUUCUAUCAGGUUGUUCAAAAGUUAGAAAACUUCCUCAGUUUGGAAAAGAUAUGACACGUCUAUCUAAGCUUGAUUUAGAGAAGACUGCUAUAGCCAAACUACCUCACUCAUUGGGCAAUUUGAUUGGUCUCGUUGAAUUAAAUUUGACGAACUGCAAAAAGCUGAUCUGUCUUCCAUGUAGUGUUAGUAAGUUGAAAGCUCUGAAAGUUAUCAAAAUUUCUCGGUGCUCAAAGUUUUCAAGGCUGCCAGAGAAUUUGAAUGAAAAUGAAGCUUUGGAAGUGCUGGAUUUGAGUGGGAUUGCUAUAAAAGGGUUGUCAUUUAGUAACUACAAUGGUGAAGCACAAUCAUCAUCAUCAUGGAGUUGCUUCUCCCUUUUUCAAAGCCCUUCAAGGUCAACAAGUUUUAUGCUGUUGCCGUCUUUGUCAUCAUUGACACAUUUAUGUUUACAAAACUGCAAUCUCCAUGACGCAUCACUUCCCGAUGAUAUCAGCAUGUUAUCAUCACUGGAAAAGUUAAAUCUAAGUCACAACAAUUUCAUUGACGUACCAUCUGGCCUCAUUUCCAAUCUUUCGAAGCUUAAAACUAUUGGUCUCUGUAGUUGCCCAAGGCUUCGGUCUUUGCCGCAACUUCCAUCAAAUCUAUCAUGUAUAUGUGCUGAUGAUUCCUCAUCAAUGAAACAUUACGGACGUGCACACCAAUUAUGGGAUUUCAUUGAAUCAUUUCAACCUCAGGUUCGCAACCAUUUAAAUAUGAAGUCAGCGAUUGUAAAAGGGGAUUCAGAAAUUUUAAUUUCCCUCUGUCCACCUUUUCGCGCAUUAACAAUUGAAGGGAGCAAAGUACCAUCAUGGUUUUAUAAUCAAAACUACUUUUGCGAGAAAGAAUUCUGGUGGUGUCCAAAUGUGUCGUUCAUAAUAAAUAUAUCCCCUGAUUAUUGUGGUUCACGUGAAUGGUUGGGCAUAGCCAUAUGCUUAGUCAUAGAAAAGGAUCGCGCAUUUGGAGAAGGGAUGGAUGCAAUUUGUUGGAGCUGCAGACUUCCUAAUGAUGAAUUUCCAAACUCGUAUCAUGUGAGUCAUGUUUAUUUAAAUAAGGCUGGGAGUCCUCAGCUUCAUAUAAUAUAUAUUCCUCAUUCCUCUUUGCUUAUAAACGGAUCCCAAAUGGUAUUUUUCUCUGAGAAUGCAAUGAAAAAUAAGUCACCAAGGAUGAAAAUAAGCAAGUGUGGGUGGCAAGCGGUGUGCAAAGAAGAUGUCGAAGCAUGGCGAAGAACAAGGGACGAAGGUUGUAGUAUCAUCAAUAACCACGUAAAGAUUGAUCCAGCCAUCAACAGUGAAGGUUAUGGUCCCUGGCCGAGACAUGAUGAUACCGUUGUAGAAGUGGAUGGCGCCUGUUCUCAUUUAGAUGACAAAGCGGCUUGUGGUGGCGUUCUUAAAGAUGGCAACAAUUGUAUGAAGGAGGCUUUUCUUCUGAAAUUAAGUGGUGGAGAUAUCCUCACAGCAAAACUAUGGGGUUGCCUGAUGGGUCUCAAAAGAGCUUGGGACGCUGGUAUUGGAUAUGUUAUCUUGAGAAGCGACUCCACUGAGACUGUUCGAUUGAUCAAAUUUGAAGUUCCUGAGACGCACAAGGAUAUUGCUGUGAUCAUGGAAAUUAAAGGGAUGUUAGAGCGGAAAUGGUUUGUGGAUAUCCAAGUCUUUCAUAGAGACGGCAAUGUCAUUGCUGGUUUACUUGCUAAAAGAGCACUUAAAGGAGCAAUGGGUCUGCAAAUCCUAGGCCCUAAGACAAUGAUGAAAAUAUUGCAGGCCACUGGUGUUACACUCGCAGAAGAUGAGAAAGAUGGAGGUUAUACUCAAUGCUCUAGACAUCAUGAUCAGUUUGUUGUUGAAGAAGAUGAGUCUAUACUUCCAAGUGAGUCAGACAGCUUCAACAAUCCCCAUAAUGAGGUUGAGAACAGAGAGGGGUUUCGUUGUUGGGAGUGGAUGUCAAACUUUUGGCAUUCUCUUGAGCAUCUAUUUCAGACUUAG